Phyllostomus hastatus (greater spear-nosed bat) is the source of this 7740-nucleotide messenger RNA. It is a transcript of the gene ARHGEF5, whose product is annotated as Rho guanine nucleotide exchange factor 5. Gene Ontology annotation, biological process: activation of GTPase activity; intracellular signal transduction. Gene Ontology annotation, cellular component: nucleus; cytoplasm. NCBI's taxonomy places the organism in Eukaryota, Metazoa, Chordata, Mammalia, Chiroptera, Phyllostomidae. The record is from RefSeq and is a predicted model, not a curated record. Gene Ontology annotation, molecular function: guanyl-nucleotide exchange factor activity; protein binding. The transcript is spliced from 15 exons. Bases 160 to 4953 code for a protein of 1597 amino acids.
CCCUCUGCGGCCUUCCAAGGAAGGCCCUGCGUCCUGGGCCUACUCCAGAAGCCCCGGCUCCUCCUCGAGAAAAGGCUCAGGAUGUGGCCUCUUCCCCAGACUUCCUAUUUUCUCCAUUCCCGGCGUGCGAAGAAGCUCCUGGCCUAGGGUUCAGCCCCGAUGGAGGCUGAGGAGCCCCGACGCGGGGGAGCAUCAGCUCCCACCCCUGCUGCAGCGGAAUUCACCGUCACCCCUGGAGCUCUCAUGAGAACCGGCCAGACCCCCGCCGUGGGGCCCGCAGCUCAGGAGGGCCAGGAGCCGUCCCGCAAGUGGGCAGAGGGGCACCGACUCGUGGAGACCCAGCAGGCGGAUGUAAGAGAUGUGGCUGACUGCGGGACGCAUAGCGUGACCUGCUACCCCAAGGAAGGCCCUGCGGAUGUGGGAACCAGCCAGGAAAACCUUGCGGCUGAGGCCGGGGCCACUCCAGAGUGCCAGGAGGCAGUGCCCCAGAGCCCGGCAGCCAGCCAGCCAAGGACUGCAGCUCCCCUGGAGUGCCGGGCCGGCCCUGGCCGGGGGGAGCAUCUGCCCAAGGUCCCGGUACCCAGCAAACUGAGCAGCACUUUGGAGGAGGAGUCGAGACCCGAGCUCCCUGCUUUGACGCUGGGGACUGGACACGCAGAGGCGGAUGAGGAGACUUCCCCACGUGGCCCUGCUCAGGCCGUGGGUCCGCUUUCCCGUGAAGAGCACCCUGCAGAGACCAGCCUGCUGCUGGGCUCCCUGGGUGGGACCGUCAGGCAGGGGAAAGAGCUGCAGGGGGCUGAGGGACCAGGGGAGCAGGGACAAGAGCAAGUGGGGUAUCGAGAGGGGGAGCCUCUUCCGGAAGCUGUGUGCUCUGUCGGGCUUCCUGGGGAGCAGGAACAGGUGGGGGAGCAGGUGAAUGGUAUGGAGGGAAGACAGAAGCAAAAACAGGAGCAGAUGCAAGAUGACGCCAUGCCUUUGAAACAAGGAGAAAGGGAGGGGCUUAAGGCAGAAUUGGGGGGUCUGCAUUGUGAUGAGUGGCAGGGGGGCGCUCGGGGCCAGGAAGACCUGGAGGUGGGCGGACAGAGGAAGAGGGAGUUCAGGGGCCCAGAAGAGGGGAGGGUGGAUGCUCAGGACCAGGAGGAUCAAAGCUCAGUGGGGAGAUCAGUGCGUGUACCUGGACGGCGAGGGCAUCAGGGUCUGCCAGGGGAGCUGAUGCUGGAGGAGGAGGAAGCGAAGGAAGGGGUGGAGGAGGAGGAGGAGGAGUUGGAAGACUGGGAUGGCGCCGCACUGUGGGGAGAGGAGGCAGAGAGGAGCAUGGAAGAGGGAGAGGAGCCGGACGGGCCCCCCGCCCUGGCUCUGGCAGCCCCCGAGUCCUCUUCCCCCCGUGGUGACCCGCUUCCAGACGCCUGCCAAGCCACACCCAGGGCUCCUGGGACUCAGACAGAGCCUCCGGCUGAGCGACCGCGUCCCGUAGCUCUGACUCCUGCCCUGGUGCCCAUGGGAUGUCCCUGUCGGCCCAUUUCUUCACGUAGCUCCUCUUCCACUGCGGGGUCACCUGGCCAAGAAACAGCAGCUCAGGACAGCCAGCCAGAGGGAACCAAGCUGGGGACCAGGGCAGCAUCCAGCAGGGGCGCCGAGGUGGCCUCUGACAGCACGCCUGAGACUCCUCCGAGGACACCAGAUUCGGCGCCUGUCACGCCUGCGGCCGCCUCCGCCAGCACCGCUGCCUCCUCAUCUGCCAGCUCUCCAAUCGCCAUCCCCAGGAAGAAGGCCUCUCGUGCUUCGUGUUCUCCAGGAGCUUCCAGAGCCUCCUCGAUUGGCAGCCCAUCACCCAGUGGGGCUCCCGAGAUUCUCUCAGCCGCCCUCCUGGGCUCCCCGUCCGCAGGGGCCACGGUGGACCCCUGUGGCAGCUCCGACGGCGCCAGCCCCCAGAGCCCCCGGGCCAGCUUCCCAGGGGCCUUCCCCCACCUGAGGAGCAACUCCUUCCCGGGCUUCCAGAGGACCCAGCUGACUCCGGACCUGGAGGGAAUAUCCCUCUCCUUCUCGCAUUCAGAGCUGCCCCAGAGGCCCCCCAAGCCUGCCAUCUUUGGCUCUGUGAUCUCAAGAAGGGACAGGAAAAGCAGUUGGCACUGCAGCGUUAUUCCAGAAGCCCUCAGCUCCUUGUCUGCUCUGGGGCAGGACCCGCGAGAAUUCACCUCCAGUCCAGACAGGCCCAGCAGUCCCCGCAGCCGCCAGCCGUGGGGCUCCCCCCAUGCGGCAGCCUUUGCCCCAGGGUCCCCUGCCUAUGGCUCUUCGCCCCCCCUGGCCUUUGCAGGCCUGCGGCUCCACGAGCCCCCACCCCCGGCUCUCCCGGAGAAGCGGCACGCCCGCUCCCCCACGGCGGAGACAGACGGCCACCGUGGCGGGGCGGUCCCCACACUGAGGCAGUGCAGCUGCUCUCCUCCGUCCGCCCCAAGUCCGGGGCCGCGUGUUCCCCGCAGAGGCCCACUGCCCGAAGUCCCUGACCCCGCUGUGGCAAGGCAGUACCGGCCGCUGCCCUCUACCCCAGACCAGGCCCCCCCGCCUCAGACCUCUUUCUCCAGGAGGCCGAGAUACAACAAGCCAUUGCCCCCAACCCCUGACUCCUUCCAGGCCCGCCAUUCUCUCCCUCCUGAUAACAGCCCGAGGGUCUACCGGCCCCCUCGCCCUGCCCUCCUCGCAGAGCCUCUCUCCGAUCCACCCCCGCUGCCCCCGAAGUCCCGGGGCAGGACCAAGAGCGUCCAGGAAGCGCUCAUGAAUUCAGGGGGCCAAGCCAAGCCGAGGCCCGUCAGUCAAGAGUGGACAGUCUCUGGCCCUCACGGUGCUGGACGGACCUCCUGGCCACCAGCCAUGGGCCGGUCGACAGACUCAUCAGCUCCCCCCAGCAGGAGUAAGAGGGAAGUGUCGCCCGGCAUGGCUUUCAGCAACGUGACGGGCCUUCUGAGUCCCUCUUCCCCAACCACCCCCUGGACCCUGGGGGGCCAGGGGCCCGCCUCUGAGCCAGGGCUCUCAGGAGUGGCAGAGGCCCCCACCAGAGGCUCUCUGAGAAGAGGAGCCCCUCAGGAAGGAGCCAACGGCCUGAAGAGGUCGGAUCUAGGUCAAGUGAGGCAGCCCGAAAAACCCGGCCACCCCCACCUGGAGAAGGCGUCCAGCUGGCCCCACAGGGGGGACCCGGGGAGACCGCCGCAGGACAGCGGCGGACAGACCGAGGCCUCUGCUGAGGCCUCGAAUAAGCCCAAGGUCUGGCAUCGGCAGGGCCUGCGCAGGCCGUCCAUCUUACCCGAGGGCACUCCAGAUACAAGAGGCCCAGCCAUGGAAAGGUCCUUCGGCUCUUCAGACACCAUCGUUUUUCGGGAGAAGAAGCCAAAGGAGAUGAUGGGAGGCUUCUCAAGACGCUGCUCAAAGCUCAUCAACUCCUCCCAGCUGCUGUACCAGGAAUACAGCGAUGUGGUUCUGAACAAGGAGAUUCAGAGCCAGCAGCGGCUGGACGGCCUGGCAGAGGCCUCUGGGCUCGCCUCCCCGCGGCAGCCCCGGAAGACCCUGGUGGCCUCAGAGUCGUACCUGCAGCGCCUGUCCAUGGCCUCCAGGAGCUCCCUGUGGCAGGAGAUCCCUAUGGUGCGCAACAGCACCGUGCUGCUCUCCAUGACCCACGAAAACCAAAAGCUGCAAGAGGUCAAAUUUGAGCUGAUCGUGUCAGAGGCCUCGUACCUGCGCAGCCUGAACAUAGCUGUGGACCAUUUCCAGCUCUCAAGGCAGCUCCGGGCCACCCUCACCAACCAGGAACACCAGUGGCUCUUCUCUCGGUUACAGGACGUGCGUGACGUCAGCUCCACGUUCCUUUCAGACCUGGAGGAGAACUUGGAGAGCGACCUCUUCACCUUCCACGUGUGCGAUGUGGUCCUGAACCAUGCCUCCCACUUCCGCCGGGUCUACCUGCCUUAUGUCACCAACCAGACCUACCAGGAACGCACCUUCCAAAAUCUGCUGAACACGAACAGCAGUUUCCGCGAGGUCCUGGAGAAGCUGGAGAGCGACCCCGUCUGCCAGCGCCUGUCCCUCAAGUCCUUUCUGAUCCUGCCUUUCCAGCGCAUCACCCGCCUCAAACUGCUGCUGCAGAACAUUCUGAAGAGGACGCAGCCGGGCUCCUCAGAGGAAGCAGAGGCCACGAAGGCGCACCACGCCCUGGAGGAGCUGAUCCGAGACUGCAACAGCAACGUCCAGAGGAUGCGCCACACGGAGGAGCUCAUCUACCUGAGCCAGAGGAUUGAGUUCGAGUGCAAGAUCUUCCCGCUCAUUUCGCAGUCACGCUGGCUGGUGAAGAGCGGCGAGCUGACGGACCUGGAGUUCAGCAUCUCCCCGGGGCUGCGAAGGAAACUGAACACGCGGCCAGUGCACCUGCAUCUCUUCAAUGACUGUCUGCUGCUGUCUCGGCCCCGAGAGGGCAGCCGGUUCCUGGUGUUUGACCACGCGCCCUUCUCCGCCGUCCGGGGGGAGAAGUGUGAGAUGAAGCUGCACGGACCUCACAAGAACCUCUUCCGACUCUUCCUGCUGCACAACACCCAGGGCACCCAGUCCGAGUUCCUCUUCAGCACGGAGACUCAAAGUGAAAAGCUCCGAUGGAUCUCGGCCUUGGCCAUGCCCGGAGAGGAGCUGGACCUUCUGGAGUGUUGUGACUCCCCGCAAGUGCAGUGCCUGCGAGCCUACAAACCCCGGGAGAACGACGAGCUGGCCCUGGAGAAGGCGGAUGUGGUCAUGGUGACCCAGCAGAGCAACGAUGGCUGGCUGGAGGGCAUGAGGCUCUCCGACGGGGAGCGAGGCUGGUUUCCCAUGCAGCAGGUGGAGUUUAUCUCCAACCCGGAGGUCCGCGCGCGGAACCUGAAGGAAGCCCACCGAGUCAAGACAGCCAAACUACAGCUGGUGGAACAGCAGACCUAGCUCUCCUCGGGCAGGACUCCUCCAAGCCUCGGGACGAGGUGUCCUUGGAGUGGGCUGGCCCCCACCACCCUGCAGCAGACACCUGCCGUGGGCCGGGAACUAGACCCUCUGAGAGCCCAAGCACGAAAUCCAGCUACCGGCUGCCGCUCCCGGACCUCCUUGCUUGUGCUUUGUGCUCGGUUGGGGACCUUGAGGGGCUUUGCACUGGACCCUGGGAACCUUUGCUCAUAGGAAAAGGGACCAAUGGGCGUACGCCAAAGAAUUCGACUGCCUGUACCAUACAGUGCCCGACACUCUGCCUCCAGGCAGCAGGUUCAGAGCUGACCAGAGUGUCCUUUGUGGCCACACGUCCAACAGGACCUGACCUCGGCCCACUGGAGGGCGAUGUUUAAGGGGGAUUAACACGUCGGGUGGGAGGGCCCACCCGGCGGCCCCUAAGGUACCUUCCAGCCCUACUGAUUUUCCGUAAUCGUCGCUCCGAGGUCAGCGCAUGCCUCUGCGGGCUCUGCUGGUGGCAAUGUGAGGGCGGUACUCUCUCACGCUAAUAAACUUGGCACUACUCCGAGUGUUUGCUCCUCAGACUCUUGAGCACUGAACCAGGUUCAGAGCGCGGAGUCCCGUGAGGCUUCCCGGCUGUUUGAUUCAGGGCAGGAAAGACCAAGGUGGAACCUAGGUCAUGCGCUUGUCAUAGGUCAUGGUGUCUGUGACCUCCCGCUUCACGACUCCCAAGAAUUUAGGCAGUGUCUCUGCUUAGUAUGGCCUGAGAGGUUGGUUGUGUGAGAAGUUAGGAGGAAUUGAUGAGUAAUGCAAACCCUAUUCGAACUUUCUUUUUUACUGAACUUGAAGGUACAGGCUAGUAUGGGUGGAUUUGGAGAUCCUACUCAAGACUACUCAUGAUUUUAUGUAUUGUUUUUAAAGAUUUUAUUUAUUUAUUUUUAGAGAAAGAGAGGGAGAGAAACAUGAAUGCGUGGUUGCCUCUUGCAUGCCCCCAACUUGGGACCUGGCCUGCAACCCAGGCAUGUGCUCUAACUAGGAAUCGAACCAGGGACCCUUUGGUUUGCAGGCCUGCGCUCCAUCCACUGAGCCACGCCAGCCAGGGCCAAUUUUAUAUUUUGACUUGAAUUAAUGUGACAGUAUCUGCCCAGCUGUUUGAUCCUGUCUGUCAGUGAAAAGCAGCACGCUGUACUGGAGAGAGUCCUAGCAUCCUGCAGGCAAGAGACCCAUCAUCCAGUUUCGGCCCACCAUGACUCAGCCCGCCCAUCUCUCCCUUCCCUUGACUGAGAAAUGCGAGAUCGGACCAAGGGACGGCUCAAGGCCUGGCCGGCCCCACUGUGUGUGAUUAUCUCUGUCCAGUCAGAUCGCCCUCCUCCGUGGGAGAGCAUCACCCUCUAUGUUCUUUCCCCGUAUGGGGCCCUCACACAGCAGUGGUGUAGCUGUCGCUUAAGCUGGGCCAUUCGAGUCCUUUCCUGGACCUUUACCUGUGCCUUACCUUUAGGCGGGCUCAAAAGUAAAACUGCGUUGUAGCUUCACACACAGGUGAGAACGAUACCGCAGACGUGGUCCUGUCCCCAGUUAGCGAUGGCAUGACAGGGCGGUGUUACGUGUGAUGGCCCAUGUCGUUUUCGGUCCAUCCCCAAAUGUAAGCUCGCUUGAUUUUUAGGAAGGUUACCACCAUCGUCAUUAAGGUGGGACUAAUAUUAAUUUACCCUAAACAGGUUGACACUGCUCAACAGUCUAAAACGGGAUGGUUUAGGAAGGUUCUAAUGGAGUUUUUCACCAUUUUCAUAAAGUCAGCUUCUUAUUAAUAUACGCUAUAUUAAUAUGUGUAUAUUAUAUGUAAAGUAACAACUGUUUUUUCUUAACAGCAGAAACAGUAAUUAUAGUCCAAGUUAUUUGUUUAAACUGGUAUUUGAAUACUGGCCAUGUGACUCAAACUGGGCCAUGUCCAACCUUAUAUUUUCCAGGCAAAUCUCAGUUAAAAGACAAUGGGCUCUUUCUACCUGUCAUUAGGCCCUUGGUUUUAAAAACAAGAAACGAAAACAAAAAAACAAACUAACAAAACUUAGACACGAGUAAUCUCUCCUCAGUCGAAUGACUACAUUUUCUAUACUUUGGGUCUCCCAAGACUGGGGCCCGGUCCCCUCAUUUUCCUUGUCUUCUGCAGAUGUCCCGAGUUUGACUCAAUGUGUCCUGGAAUUCUGGUUGGCCUCAUUGUUCCUAGAAACACAGCGGUUUCUGGUGAGAGACCGUGAAACCACUGUUAACCCGCACUCUUCGGGCAGAGCUGCAUGGGAGACAGAGACCAACACGCAGGGUUCGGUUGGUUUUUUUAAAGAAAACCAGGCACAGGGGGAGUGUCUUCGGGAGACACCGCAGCAGUACUGCUCGCAGGCAUCUUGCUGAAGCGUGACAGGCUGGGAGUGUGAAGACACAAAGACACAAAGACGCCUGUCUGCUGCGUUCUCUCCUCUGGGCCCAGGACCGGACCGAGUGCCCAUCACUUUCGCCUCCUCCCUCCUCCCUCCUCCCUCCUCCCAGAAAGCUGCUCCUUAGCGUUUAUUUCCAGCAUCAACUUUUCACUUCGAGUGAACCGGGAGCUGACGAGUUUGAUUGGGCACGACUGACUUGCUCUGUUGUGGUCAUUUACAGUCAUUUAGAGACGAUCAGCCUGCGUGUAACGAUCGGGCAGGCUCACGGGUUAAGAUGUGUUUAUCUCCCUUAAUGGCGUUUUCCGUCUCUUAAACAAAUUCUAGAUCCAUGAUACAAAUAAAAUGGGUUUUGGUUCUA